UAAAAUUAUAAAUAUGAAAACUCGAGUAGCCUCGCUUGGACACAUUGAUUUUGCAUUGAAUGUUGUAAGUUUUCCGGAACCAGACAAUCUUGUCCAAAUUCGAGGAGAAGACGGUUCUAAUCUCUUUCAAAGGAGUCUGAAUUUUGAAUCUAUAAAUGUGAACCUUACAGUCAAUGGAAAAAAAGUUUACGUAAUGGGAUAUGGAUUAAAUUUCACGGCUGGAAACACAACAGAAGAAUGGUUUGGGAGAAAUACAAUUGUUAUUUCGAAUAUGCUUGGAUCGCAUACAUAUAUUUUCACACUUGAGACGACCCAGAGGCAAACGAACAGAAGAACUACAGACUCAUUUUUCGUCGAGAAUGUCGGAACAAUAUCAAGUGUUGGCCUCCUUCUGAUGAUCUGUAUAUUAACAGCAUUUGGGGCUACAAUAAUUAGAAAAAAAAUGAAAAGAAAUAUUUCCCUGAGCAAAAACAAAAUACAUAUGGAAGAUAAUAGAGAUUCGCAAACAAGAAGAUGUGAUGCAUAUGAAGAACCCAUAAAUUCUACGGAACCUCCUACAAGGCAUAACGAUUACAGCAUACCUGAAACGUAUAUGGAAAUUGAAAACCUUUCCUGAAGAUGGACUGGCAUAGCAGGCAUACCUGGACAAAUAGCAAAACGAAAUCAAAAAUACGAAAAUGAAGAAAACAUUAAUAUUUCCCGCUAUUUUCAUAGGAAUGUGGUGUUAUUGCAUAAAAAAUCACACAUUGGAAGUAAUUGCACACACACACAUCCCAGCAGUAUGUGACCAGCGCGCUAGGCCGCAUGAUCGUAUAGGCAAGUAAAAAAAACUUGCUUUCGAUGACGAUAUAAUUUUCAGCACGCUGUCACACGUUACACGGUUAUUGAGAAUAGAAAUAAUAACCAUACAAGAUACACAAUUAAAUUUGAAAUGGUUUUGUUAAAAGCACCGAAAUAGCAAGAUAGAUAGAUAGAUAGCGAUAGAUAGAUAGAUAGAUAGCUACAUGAAGAUAGAUAUAUAGCUACAUGAAGAUAAAUAGAUAGCUACAUGAAGAUCAAUAAAUAGAUAGAUAGAUAGAUAGAUGGAUGGAUAGAAAGAUGGAUACGCUGCACAGUCCAUCAACAAAUGAUAUUGAUAUCCAAGAAAUAUUCCCUAACAUUUUCUCGCUACAUUUGCAAAUUCUGUCAUAUAUACAUGAAAGAAAUGUGUAUAAUGAUUUAUUUUACAAUGUAUUAAUAUGUAGUUUGUUUGUCUUUUUGUUGUAUUCUUACCAUUGUAAGGAAUUGUUACUCUUUAUACAAGUACUUGUUGUAGAAAAAAAAUAUUUGUGUGAUACACCAAGAAUAUGAUUACAACCAAAUGUUUCAUUUUAAGUACCCUGUACAUUGUAUUACUGAUAGUUAAAGAACGUUGAAUUAUUGCUUGCAAACUCUGAACAUUGAACUGCAUCAUCCAGUGAAUAAUCCUUACUACAGUAUAUAAUCGAA
This is a messenger RNA of Ostrea edulis (European flat oyster), 1488 nucleotides long. RefSeq lists its product as uncharacterized. Bases 14 to 616 code for a protein of 200 amino acids. The transcript has 5 exons. NCBI's taxonomy places the organism in Eukaryota, Metazoa, Mollusca, Bivalvia, Ostreida, Ostreidae. The record is from RefSeq and is a predicted model, not a curated record.